AUGGCUUGCAUGAGAUGCAAUAUGUCUCAGGCCAUAGUUAUCCGAGCUAAAGACAGGACCAAAGUUUGCAAGUCUUGCUUCUUCAAGGGAUUUGAAGCAGAUGUCCACGAGACGAUAACUUCUUCUGGAAUGCUCAGGAAGGGAGAUAGGGUUGGGGUUGGAAUGAGUGGAGGAAAGGAUAGUACAGUUCUGGCCUAUGUAUUGGAUCUGCUCAAUAAAAGGCACGGAUAUGGGGUGGAGCUUGUGCUGCUUAGUGUUGAUGAAGGAAUAGCAGGAUAUAGAGACCAAUCUAUUGUGUCUGUAUGCAAGAAUAGUGCUAGACUUGGACUGGAGCUUAAAAUAGUAUCGUUUGAAGAGCUGUUUGGAACAACAAUGGACAAUGUUGUUCAGAAGAUAGGAAGAAAGGGUAACUGUACAUAUUGCGGGGUAUUUCGGAGGCAGGCGCUGGAGGAUGCAGCAAAAAGGAUGGGUGUCAAUGUGAUAGCAACGGGCCACAAUGCAGAUGAUGUGGCCGAGACUGUCUUGCUUAAUAUCAUCCGGGGAGAUAUUUCCAGGCUCAGAAGAUGCACUCUUGCAAAGACAAGGCCACAAAGCAAUGGGAAAGGGGAAAUGAUGUCUCUUUCAAGAUUGAAGCCUUUCAAGCACAUCUACCAAAAGGAAAUAGUGCUCUAUGCUUUCCACAAGAAGUUGGAGUACUUCUCCACUGAGUGCACAUACUCCUUAGGAGCAUCUAGGGGAGACCUAAGAAUGCUAGUGAAGCAGUUAGAAAGAGAAGACCCAAAAGUAAUACUGAAUGUGAUAAGAAGUGGAGACAUGCUACAGGAGGAAGAGCCUGCACAUAGAACGCCUGUCCCGUGCACCUUGUGUGGGCACUCAACAUCCUCUCACGAUGCCAUAUGCAAUGGAUGUACGCUUGUAAGGAAGUUGAGGCAGUACAGCGCCUGA
Molecule: messenger RNA, 945 nt
Organism: Encephalitozoon hellem ATCC 50504
Lineage: Eukaryota; Fungi; Microsporidia; Unikaryonidae
Product: adenine nucleotide alpha hydrolase
Exons: 1
Coding region: 1-945 (314 amino acids)
Biological process (GO): tRNA wobble position uridine thiolation
Cellular component (GO): mitochondrion; cytosolic tRNA wobble base thiouridylase complex
Molecular function (GO): tRNA binding
Source: RefSeq, a predicted model, not a curated record